AUGGUCCCCAAGGAUCAUUCGACACCGUAUAUUCAACGUUCUGUUCAGGAUGUUUCACAAACACCAAACAAGUCCUUCCUCUUCGUUUCCAAUGGUCCACAUCGUGCCAAGUCGGCUGAGUUGCUUCAACCUGAUGCAAACGAAGAGAUUCGAAGAGCAUCAUUUGAUGUACCGCGAGGAACAGGGAGACAACUUCCCAGCACUGAAGGACUUGAG
Cylicostephanus goldi is the source of this 216-nucleotide messenger RNA. Lineage: Eukaryota; Metazoa; Nematoda; Chromadorea; Rhabditida; Strongylidae. The record is from the annotation of a GenBank genome assembly.